GAAAUAACAAAUCAAUUUUUUAUCUAGACUACAUCGCUGUACGAUCAUUAAUUGUAAGUCAAUUGCUAUUUGUCGAGGCUCAGUCAUUAAGCGGAAGCGAGAGGAGAGAAACGACUACAGUAUAUACUUCAUACAUUUCGUCAUACAUAUAGUACAGUUGGGUGAAGAGCCCCCACUCUCAAGUGAAUAACUUCAAAUUGGCUAGUACAGCCUGCUAAGAAGCAUAUAGUCUUGGAAGUUCUCGACCAGCUUCCCAACAUCUUCUGAAAACAACUGUCUUCUGAUUCUCAAGAUAAAUACCUCCUACCACCAAUUCAAACAUGGGAACCGCAAACCCCCCUCGAAAAAUUCUUUUCCUGACAAAUAGCGAGUAUGGCCAAAGUAACGUGGUCUUCGCAACUGCCUAUGAACUUAUCCUCAACAACGUAGAGGUUCAUAUCGCCUCCUUUGAAGCUCCUGCUGUUGCGAAAGAAGUCUCUGAUAUCAUCGAUUAUGGAAACUUUCGUUCCCCCAUUCGAACCCGCGUUGAUGAAUUGAAUGCUGGCGAGUAUGGCCCAAUCCCGCCUGGUAGUAUCAAAGCAGUUUUUCAUCCGAUCGAUAGUCCGGGCAUGGUGGAGAAACUCGCGUCAGUGGCUCCUGAUCAGGAAGCUAUGCGUCAUGGGGUUGGAUUCCGAGAGGCGUGGAGAAUCUAUGCUAAGAUUCCGAGUGUUUUGUCUUCUUAUACUCCUGAUGAGUAUGUGAAGGGUGUUCAUUCUUGUGUUGAAAUUAUCGAGAAGGUUAAUCCAGACGGCGUUGUUGUGGAAAAGCUUUGUGCACAGGGCUUCGAUGCUUGUGCUAUCUUGGGAAAGAAAACUAUGAGUAUUACUCCUAAUAGUUUCAAAGAUACUUUGGCUCAAGCUCAACCGAAUGGCUUUGCACUGUGGGGUGUAGCUGCUGAUUGUUCUGGCUAUAACUUUCCACUUCCAUGGUAUCUUAUUCCAUUGAACAUUAUCCUCAUGAUUCGUCUCAUUAUCAUCGUCAUCACAUCUCCAAACAUCAAAUCUAUCGAAGCUGGACGCAAAAAUGCAAACAUUCCCGGCCAAUAUCCAUUCUUUGUUCCGUACUCCAGAGAUGUUCAUUACUUGCUCCCUACAGGACGAGAGUUUGAUCUCAAGCUUCCAUACAUUCCCGAGAAUGUGACGACCUGUGGACCCCUCACCAUACCCUCCUAUCCACUCUCUCAAACCGAUCCAGAACUUUUAGAAUGGCUGAAGAAAAAGCCUACCGUCCUUAUCAAUCUUGGAUCACAUGUAUACGGAAGCAAAGAAUUCAACCGCAACAUCGCCGCCGCAAUCCGCAUCCUCCUCUCCAAAAACCCAUCCAUCCAAGUUCUCUGGAAGCUCAAGCCUAUAUCUCCAGGUCCCGAUCCCGCCAUCACCGAGAUCCUCGCACCGAUCGCCUCGCAAGUGAAACUCGUACCUUGGCUCAAAGCAGAACCAAUAUCUAUUCUUCGCUCAGGUCACAUCGUCGCAUCUGUUCAUCACGGCGGCGCGAAUUCGUACUACGAAAGCGUUGAGACUGGAACUCCGCAAUUGGCAUUACCGUGUUGGUUUGAUACGUAUGAUUAUACGGAGAAGAUGGAGUUUUUCGGUAUUGGUGUUUGGGGAAGUAAGGGGUGUGCACCUGGUGUUGAGGGAGGAGAAUUGGGAAAUGCGUUGAUUAAAGUUACGGAAGAUAGUUCAAUCAAGCAGAAAGCAAAGGAAAUGGGAGAGUUGGUUAAUAACAAGUAUGGAGGUCGAAGAGAUGCUGCGAGGAAGAUAUUGGAGUUAGUUGAGGGGGAGUUCGGUUUGCAGAAGAAGCUAUGAUAGACUCUGUUGGAUAUUAAAACGAGCAGUUCUGGAGAUUGGAAAGGAUAGGUGGAGGGAAGGGAAGGGGACGAAGGUAUGGAUUGAAGAAUCUAUAUGCACAUGUUUGUGUUCGCGGCUGACGCCAUGCAUGAUACUACCAGAUCUUCCAAAUGGAGAGGGGUCUCAGGAAAGCUUUUAAAAUCUCAAUUUAGCUUUGUUGAACAUUCAGGAUACCUUUAGGAGGCAAGAUGUACAAAAAUACUCAUCUCAUCUAAUCUAUUUUUAUAAGAAACAGAAUUCUCCUCGAAACCUCAAUGCAGUGCAAACCGCCACAUUCCGACAAAAGUGUAAAUCGUAUUCCCACAUCGUGAAUCUCAUCGUACCAUCUCACCUCGCACAACACAACAUACAACGCACAUCUCACCUCGCACACAUCCAUCAUACACUCCCUCCUAGCCCAGCCCAGCCCAGCCCAGCCCAAUCCACCUCAACCCCCAAACUCCAACCCAACCGACCUUUUUCUUCUGCCACAGAAUCGUACAAAUACAAAUACAAAUACAAAUACAAUUUUUUCCACA
Botrytis cinerea B05.10 is the source of this 2404-nucleotide messenger RNA. RefSeq lists its product as hypothetical. Gene Ontology annotation, molecular function: UDP-glycosyltransferase activity. NCBI's taxonomy places the organism in Eukaryota, Fungi, Ascomycota, Leotiomycetes, Helotiales, Sclerotiniaceae. The transcript is spliced from 2 exons. The coding region runs from base 321 to 1844 and encodes 507 amino acids. The record is from RefSeq and is a predicted model, not a curated record.